Molecule: messenger RNA, 2827 nt
Organism: Cynoglossus semilaevis (tongue sole)
Lineage: Eukaryota; Metazoa; Chordata; Actinopteri; Pleuronectiformes; Cynoglossidae
Gene: selenoo1
Product: selenoprotein O1
Exons: 9
Source: RefSeq, a predicted model, not a curated record
AUGGCCUAUUUUGGACAUCGACUGGGACUGCUGCACGUCUUUAGCGCAAAUUUGUCCGUUUUUAGACUCUUCCGCUCGGCCGGGAUGGACAGCAUGGGUCUGGGCGUUAGUCGCUCGCCAUUGGAGCGACUCGACUUCGAUAACAUAGCUCUCAAGAAACUUCCUCUGGACGAGUCUGAGGAACUAGGAGUACGACAGGUGAAAGGAGCAUGUUUCUCACGGGUAAAGCCGCAGCCGCUGACCAAGCCUCGUUUCGUAGCCGUGUCUCACGAAGCCUUGGCGUUGUUGGGUCUCGAUGGGGAAGAGGUAAUGAACGACCCAUUCGGACCGGAGUAUUUGAGUGGGUCCAGAUUGAUGCCUGGGUCCGAGCCUGCCGCACACUGUUACUGUGGGCACCAGUUCGGUCAGUUUGCCGGACAGCUCGGUGACGGGGCGGCCUGUUAUCUGGGGGAGGUGAAGGUGCCACCCGGCCAGGAUCCUAAACUGCUUAAGGAAAACCCGAACGGUCGCUGGGAGAUUCAGGUUAAAGGAGCAGGGAUGACUCCUUAUUCCAGACAGGCAGAUGGACGUAAGGUCCUUCGAUCAAGUAUACGGGAGUUCCUGUGCAGCGAGGCCAUGUUCUUUCUGGGCAUUCCUACCACCAGAGCGGGAUCAGUGGUGACCUCUGACAGUGAGGUCAUGCGGGACGUCUACUACAGUGGGAAACCUCGCUUUGAGAAAUGUUCUGUGGUACUCCGUGUUGCUCCCACUUUCCUAAGGUUUGGAUCUUUCGAAAUCUUCAAGAAGUCAGAUGAGUUCACAGGCCGCCAGGGUCCCAGCUAUGGGCUGGAUGAGAUCCGACGUCAGAUGUUGGAUUAUGUCAUUGAGAUGUUUUACCCUGAGAUUCAGCAGAAUCACACAGACAGAGUGGAGAGGAACGUGGCCUUUUUUAGAGAGGUAAUGCUUCGUACGGCUCGACUUGUAGCACAAUGGCAGUCUGUGGGUUUCUGUCAUGGAGUACUAAACACAGACAACAUGAGUAUCCUGGGACUCACACUGGACUAUGGACCAUAUGGCUUCAUGGACAGAUUUGAUCCAGAUUUCAUUUGUAAUGCUUCUGACAACUCCGGCCGUUACUCCUACCAGGCCCAGCCAGCUAUCUGCAGGUGGAACCUGCUGAAGUUAGCAGAGGCUCUUGCCCCGGAACUACCACCAGACCGAGCUGAGGUUGUUAUGGACGAGUACUUGGCUCUGUACAAUGAUUUCUACCUGCAGAACAUGAGGAAAAAACUGGGCUUAUUGAAGAAAGAGGAGCCUGAGGAUGAAAUGCUAAUCACUGAGUUGCUGCAGACCAUGCACAACACAGGUGCCGAUUUUACCAACACAUUUCGCAGCCUCAGUCAGAUUUCCUGUCCUGCAAAAGAAGAGGAGGAGCUUGUUAGAGGAGCCACAUCGCUCCUGCUGGAACAGUGUGCGUCACUGGAGGAGCUGAAGGCAGCAAACAGACCCACUAUGGACCCACGUGAGCUGUCUAUGCUGCUGUCCAUGGCACAGAGCAACCCGUCGCUGUUCCACAUGAUUUCAGACCGGAUGACGAUAUCCAGGCAGUUAGACAAACUCAGCAAACUGAAAGAUCUAAUGGAGACCAGCCAGGAAGAGUUAACAGCCAAACAGAGUGAGGAGUGGACUAGUUGGAUCACGCGCUACAGGAAACGUCUGUCUCGAGAGUUGGAGGGUGAGUCUGAUGUGAGGGCUGUGCAGGAGGAGCGGCUGAGGGUAAUGUACAGCACCAACCCUCGUGUGAUACUCAGGAACUACAUUGCCCAGAAUGCAAUAGAAGCCGCUGAGAAUGGAGACUUUUCUGAGGUGCGGCGGGUCCUCCAGGUUUUGGAGAAGCCCUUUUCAUCACAGCCAGGCCUAGAGCUUCCUUCCUGGGUGGGCACAGGGGGUACGGCCGAACCAGGGGAAAGGGACGAAGACCAGGAGCAGCAGCAGGAGGCUGCAACUGCGUCGUCAUCCUCAGCUAGACAUCCUACUCCUUAUGACAGCAAACCUCCAGCCUGGGCGCAAGAAAUCUGUGUGACAUGAUCUUCAUAAUGACUUUCCUGAAUCCCAGCUUGCCUGUCCUGAAUGAAAACCGAAUAUUUAGUCUGUUAUUGCUUUGAUAGAUCUGGAGAGACGCAUUCUCUCUAAUGACUAGAGACAAAGGGACAGGGGAUCAGGAAAGUGAACCUAAGGUAUGACUGACCACAGUAAGUCCAUUUGAUACAAAGCAGGCGGGUGCUGAGCUGGCUUUGGUGGUUUCUGUACAAAACAUGAUACAUUUUUGAUACAAUGUCAUUUAGAUUUUAAAUACCACGUUCCAACGCUCAGCUCCUCCCCUGACUGUUUUGUUGUCAAGUGGAUCUGAAUGAAGAACCAGGCAACAAGUCCUGUAGUGACCUGUCUGACUCGGAUAAACUGUGUGAGGAUACCUUCUAUAUACCAAAACAAAUGUAGGUUGUGUCUGGAAGAGCUUGUUUUAUUUUGAAAAUCUUGAAACAGCUCUUUAAAGCCGCUUAAUAGAAACGCACAUUGUUUUAUUUAAUCUCUCGUCACAGGAUUGCAAUCUUGAUUAUUUACUUAUAAACCGUUUUGUUUAGUCAUAUAUGACUGGGUGUAGGGAGCAUUAAGUUUGUUAAGAUGUUUAAUAUUAAUGUUGGGUUAGCGAACUUCAUUUUGAUUUGGUGUAAUGGAGGUGUAGCAGAUGAAGCUGAGCCUUUCACAUUGAUGUUGGUUUGAACUCCAUUUGAAUAUUGUUCAGUCAUUAUAAAAAUGAAAAUAAAGUCCUUCUACUACAAUAAACUAA